CCCGAGAGGUGGGGCUAAGGUGGCAGCAUGAGGCUGUCGCUCGCAGCUGCUGUCUCCCACGGCCGCGUCUACCGCCGCUUAGGCCUCGGCCCCGAGUCUCGCAUCCACCUGCUGCGGAACCUGCUCACGGGCCUGGUGCGCCACGAACGCAUCGAGGCAUCAUGGGCACGCGUGGACGAGAUGAGGGGUUACGCGGAGAAGCUCAUCGACUAUGCGAAGCUAGGAGACACCAACGAGCGAGCCAUGCGCAUGGCUGACUUCUGGCUCACCGAAAAGGACUUGAUCCCAAAGCUGUUUAAAGUACUAGCGCCUCGGUUCCAAGGUCAGAAUGGGAGCUACACCAGAAUGCUGCAGAUCCCAAAUCGGAAGGAGCAAGAUCGGGCCAAGAUGGCAGUGAUCGAAUAUAAAGGGAACUGCCUCCCACCCCUGCCUGUGCGUCAGAGAGACAGCAACCUUACUCUCCUAAACCAGCUGCUACUGGGACUGCAGCAGGACCUGCGCCAUAACCGGGAAGCAAGCCUCCACAGCUCCCACACAGUUCAAACACCAAAGACUUAACCGGGGCUGGAGAGUGCCCACCUCUCAUAAGUGUGCACAGACCAUGGAGCUCUUGCAAUGUGUGAGAACUGGAAGUAGCUUUGUCAAGUGGAACGGCUGUAUGGGGCCCAGACCUUGCUGGUUCAUCGUCCUCUCUGCACAGUAGAUAAAUUUUUGAUGUGAAAAUAUGAAAUUGAUUUUCUUUUCUUCUCCUAGGAUUUCUGGAAAGUGAGAGGCAUCCAGAUGCUCAACCACCUAAGAUAGUAAAUUUACAGUUUGUGUUUCUGAA
Molecule: messenger RNA, 826 nt
Organism: Arvicola amphibius (Eurasian water vole)
Lineage: Eukaryota; Metazoa; Chordata; Mammalia; Rodentia; Cricetidae
Gene: Mrpl17
Product: mitochondrial ribosomal protein L17
Exons: 3
Coding region: 28-558 (176 amino acids)
Biological process (GO): translation
Cellular component (GO): ribosome; mitochondrial large ribosomal subunit
Molecular function (GO): structural constituent of ribosome
Source: RefSeq, a predicted model, not a curated record